UGAUUCUUGGGCGGAGGAGGGUGGGGUAUAGGGGGUUCUGCAUGAGCUCCUUAAAGGACAAAGGUAGCAGAACCAGCGAGAGAGCGCGAGGGGAGACUUUGACUUCAAACCACAGGAUUGGAAGUGUGCGCGCCGCCGCCGCCGUUCCCGCAGCGCUGUCGAUCUAGCCACGGGCAUCUUCCCGAGCUCCGGGGUCCCGGGGUAGGAGGCGACGCGGGUGAGCAGAAGCGCCAGCCGGCUGCCCACGAGGCUCACCAUGGGCGCUGGGGGCCGGGCGCUGUCCGUGGUGCCGGCUGUGCUGCUGGCCCUCACUCUGCCCGGGCUGCCCGUCUGGGCGCAGAACGACACGGAGCCCAUCGUGCUGGAAGGCAAGUGCCUCGUGGUGUGCGACUCGAACCCGGCCACGGACUCCAAGGGCUCCUCUUCCUCCCCUCUGGGGAUCUCGGUCCGGGCGGCUAACUCCAAGGUCGCCUUCUCGGCGGUGCGGAGCACCAACCACGAGCCGUCAGAGAUGAGCAACAAGACGCGCAUCAUUUACUUCGAUCAGAUCCUAGUAAAUGUGGGUAAUUUUUUCACCCUGGAGUCUGUCUUUGUAGCACCAAGGAAAGGAAUUUACAGUUUCAGUUUUCACGUAAUUAAAGUCUACCAGAGCCAAACAAUCCAGGUUAACCUGAUGUUAAAUGGAAAACCAGUAAUAUCUGCCUUCGCCGGGGAUAAAGACGUUACACGUGAGGCUGCCACGAAUGGGGUCCUGCUCUACCUGGAUAAAGAGGAUAAGGUUUACCUAAAACUGGAGAAAGGUAACUUGGUUGGAGGCUGGCAGUAUUCCACGUUCUCUGGCUUUCUGGUGUUCCCCCUAUAGAAUUUGAUUUCUUCGUGAUGUUCAUCCGGGUGAGGGGCGGCCCACCCCUGACUUCCUGGAAGAUCAUUUCCUCAUCAUUGGAUUGAUGUCUUUCCUUGGUUUCUCAUGGGUAAAUAUGGAUUCCCUGUAAGGAUGCUAGGCCUGUCUGAAGCAGUACUGAGCUCCACAGGUUAUUUUUGUGCGUGUGCGUUUCAGUGUACUUGGAUCGGGACUCACAGCAGUUGAUACCCAUCUAUGCUUAAGCGUAACAGUUCAAAGCUGUCUGCAAGGUUUGUUCUGAAUUUAAUUUCCUGGAAUUACUGAAUUCGUUGCAGAUGUGGCAUUUUAUUUAGUUAGUUUUCAAAGACCGGCAACUGGGUCUGAGAAUUAGAGAACUGUAUAAAAGUUCUGACUUCAAUCAACGAUUUGUGUGAUACUGCCAAAGAAUUGUGUGCUGUGUUGAUAUACUGGUUUCACUUGUUUUUAUUGCUUUGGAAUUAGUUUUUUUGGUUUUCUUAGGGUAACUGCUGGCUUUGUGUCUUCUCUACAAAUAGGGUAAUGGCUUGUCUGCAAAUUUACUCUAUGAGGCCAGCAUCAGGACUUCCCUUUAAAAAAAAAUGCUUCAUAGUUGUAUUUUAAUUCUAUAUGUGAAAGAGUCAUAUUUUCCAAAUUAUAUUUUCUAAUAGGAAGAGUAGAUCAUAAAUCUAACAAGGAAUAAGUUGCUUACCCGAAUUCUAAGUGCUCAAUCCUCAAACCUCCGCAAAACAGCUCUCCUCCAUGGGAAAUCUUACACUUUAUUUCUCACUUUAAUUAACGUGAUUGAUAAUAACCACUUUUUAAGAACCUAAGGGAUUUUUUUUCCCUUAGACAUGACCACUUUAUUAACUGGAGAUGGGAUGCCCUUGUUUUUAAUUAUACCUAUUUUUCAAACCUCCUGUUGUGUUUGAAGUAUCAUCUGGUUUUGCCUUAACUCCUUAAAUUGUAUAGAUUUAUCUGUUUAGUUAAUACGAAAUCCAAAUAGCCCAAGCUAAACUUAGUGCAAUAUCUUAUUUUGUCUUUUGUAUAGGUCAUAUGAAUUCAUAAAAUUAUUUAU
Molecule: messenger RNA, 1934 nt
Organism: Globicephala melas (long-finned pilot whale)
Lineage: Eukaryota; Metazoa; Chordata; Mammalia; Artiodactyla; Delphinidae
Gene: CBLN4
Product: cerebellin 4 precursor
Cellular component (GO): synapse
Molecular function (GO): protein binding
Source: RefSeq, a predicted model, not a curated record